UUUUUUUCCUUUUUUGUCAAAUACCCAUUUCAAUUUAUGUUUCAAAGAUUAAACCUUUAUUAUACAGGAGUUCAUUCCAAUUGCAUCCUUACAUGAUCCCUUUACUCUGAGCUGUUGUUUUUUCUUCCAUUUAACUUUUCACGUAUUGGCAUAUAUUUGGUACAUGUUUAGAAGGAAUAAAAGAUGUUUCAGGCAUAAAUCUGAUUAUAUUUCUUUAGGAGAAAAAUGAUCAAAUUUGAAUUCCAAUGGCUAGGCUUAGGUAAAUUGUUAGAGUUGAAAGUCUGAAACAAAGAUCAUUGUUUUGAGUUUAUUUGCUGAAGCCAUGGAAGCCUUACUUGAAUAGUGUAUAAAGCUUAUUUUGGCUUCAUUGUUUCAUUAUGGUUAUGAUGAUGAUGAUUAAUUGAGUUAGUGUUGUUUAAUCGAGCUAAUGAUGUUUAAUGUUAUUGCGUUGUUCCAUUCUCUGCUGUCAUCUAGUACACGAGGUUCCAGAGAUGGAAGGAAAGAUUGAAAGCCAUACAACAUCAGCAGAAGCCUUUGUUGAAGGGGGGAUUCAAGAAGCCUGUCAUGAUGCUUGCAGUAUAUGCCUUGAGGAUUUUUGUGACAGUGAUCCUGCGUCGGUGACUAAUUGCAAGCACGAGUUCCACCUACACUGCAUUCUUGAAUGGUGUCAAAGAAGCUCCCAAUGUCCCAUGUGUUGGCAAUCUGUUAGCUUGAAGGAUGCUACCAGUCAAGAAUUGCUUGAAGCAGUAGAGCAGGAGAGGAGCAUAAGGGUUACCCCAUCAAGAAAUGUUGAUAUCUUUCAUCAUCCAACCCUUGAUGAUCCAGAAUUGCAGCAGUUUGAAGAGCGAAUAAUUCAACAUAUAGCUGCUGCGGCAGCAAUGAGGAGAGCACGGCACCUUGGUCACAGGGAAGGUCCUAGUACUCGGUCAUCUGCUCAUGGCCAUCCACAUUUCUUACUAUUCUCGGCACAGUCGAGUGCACAUCCAUCUAGUCCUGAAUCUGUUGCCGGAGAUGGAAAUGAACUGGCUGAAAUCCCUGUAGGAAGUCCAUCUACGCCACUUACAUCUGAUGGAGACGAACCAUCAACGUCUCAGCUGAUCGCACAUAUUCAAACUCGGAGCCCUUCUUUAGCUCACAGGUCUACUGUCUCGGCUACAAACCGUGAAGGGAUUCACCCUAAUGAAAGUUCUACCACUCAUUCUUCGACUUUGGACGGAGACAGAGCAGGGCCAUCCGAUCUCCAGUCAUUUUCUGAUUCUUUGAGGUCCAAAUUUAAUGCAAUGUCCCUGAGAUACAAAGAAUCGCUUUCGAAGGGCACAAGGGGAUGGAAAGAGAGGCUGUUCUCUCGAAAUUCUUCCGUGUCAGAACUCGGUUCAGAAGUCAAGAGAGAGUUGAAUGCUGGAAUUGCGAGUGUAUCCCGAUUGAUGGAGCGCCUCGAAUCUAGAGAAAAUAAUAGAGUUGGGGAUGCAUCUUUGUCGAAUCAUUUGGCGGAUUCCUCCAUCCCUGAGACUAGCAACCAGCACAAUGUGGAAGCUCUCGGAAGGAACUCUUCGCGCGGCAAUAAUUCUCAGGCCACUUUUUCUACUGGCUCAGAUUCAAACUAAGCAUUGUUUUUGUUUCUGUGAAUGCAUACUCCUCAGCAUCUCAUAUUUGAAGGCUAAUUGUUUGCCCAGAAAUGACAUGCUGAGGAGAUUAUGCCUUUGUUAUGUUCUGGUUUUCAAUUUUUUCUUUUAAAAAAAAAAGGGUCUAAAAGGAUAUUUGUGUCAAAAGCUGAGAACUCUUAGUCUUAUCUUGUGUAUAUUAAAUGAUGGGAACAUGGAGGAGUUUGUAUUUAAUCUGAUGGAGAAAUUGGUUUGAAAUUGAAUUAUCAGAAACUGGUGUCCUUAUAUUAAUUACUUUUGGUACAAUGGAACCCAAUGGGAAUAUAUGUGGA
This is a messenger RNA of Arachis ipaensis, 1933 nucleotides long. Lineage: Eukaryota; Viridiplantae; Streptophyta; Magnoliopsida; Fabales; Fabaceae. The record is from RefSeq and is a predicted model, not a curated record.